Molecule: messenger RNA, 657 nt
Organism: Peronospora belbahrii
Lineage: Eukaryota; Oomycota; Peronosporomycetes; Peronosporales; Peronosporaceae
Source: the annotation of a GenBank genome assembly
AUGGCGAGUGCUAUGCGAAUGAACGUGAUGCGCUUGGCGAUGAAGCUGCAGCAUCAGACGCCACAGGUGACAGCAGUGGUGCGUGAUGCAUCUAUGCAUCAACCCAUGAUGAUGCAGAUGCAAAAGCGCUCGAUGGGUGUGUUUUCCAAUAUCAAGAAGACAGUGUCGGGCAAAUUGGAGGAGCGCAAUAAGCUUAAACAGGAGGAGUCAUAUAAGCAGCAGAUGAUUGAUCUUUCACAACAGGAGAAGUUUGAUUUGAAUAGCUUUUAUGAGCAUUUAAAGAAAAAUGCCGAGGCUAGUGGUGCAAGUGGUUGGCGAUCCAUGAUCCCUGGCGUGUCGACGAUGACUGCUGUACAACAGAUAAAGACGUCCAUGACUAUCUUGGAGUCCAUGGAGCCUGAGUACCGUGAAAAUCCUCGCCUUAUCAAUGGCAAGGUGAAGAGAAAGAUAUCAGAAAAGGCUGGUCAUUCUCCUGAAGAGAUUAACAAUAUGUUGCGCAACUACGAACAGCUGGCUGCUCUUCACACUUGGCUUACGAAACGUGUGGAGCGUGGACUUUGUAUCCCCGAGUCGUUGGAUGAAACGACAGAGUUUGUUCGUCAGGAUCCAACUGGUUUUCCUGCCAAGAAAUUCCGGAUGAAACAGCGUCGCUACUGA